This is a messenger RNA of Macrobrachium nipponense, 1807 nucleotides long. RefSeq lists its product as uncharacterized. The transcript is spliced from 5 exons. NCBI's taxonomy places the organism in Eukaryota, Metazoa, Arthropoda, Malacostraca, Decapoda, Palaemonidae. The coding region runs from base 783 to 1412 and encodes 209 amino acids. The record is from RefSeq and is a predicted model, not a curated record.
UCCGUACGUACCGCGGCAAAGGAACGCGGUCCGAACAAGUACCCGACUUCGGAGAUAAUGGAUUUCGAAGUCAUCCUCAGACGUCAUUUUCUAGCCAGACGUCAGUCCGACUGUGUCGCUUACUUGGUGGAAAAGUGAUAUUGUGAUGAUAAAUCGGUGCAUUAUAGGUCCACCGUUAGUGGGCACUUGAAGUAAAUGCAGUAAACCACAUCUACCCUCUCCCAAAACUGACAAGAUUCCUUAACUAGAUUGCUACCCUUGGCUAUCUGUAUAUAGGUGGUUUUUUUUUUUUCGUCUUGCCGUGAGUUUUCUUGAGAGGUGCAGGGUAUACUGCACAUCUCUUGAUUGCUCUGACAGCAAAACGACCUUUUGUGCAGAAAGAGCAUACGCAGGUGAAUACGUCAACUCCCCCCUUUUCCUGAGAAGAAACUGUUACUGAAUAGUAACUACUUGGCUAUUACCACUAUUGGUUAUAUUCUGUCCUUAUUGUUCUUAAGGUUUUGAAGAGUGGUGCAGGGUAUACUGCAUUCCUCUUGAAGCCUCUAAACAAUAAAGCAGUCUUGUACUACAGUAAAUUAAACCAACAAAGUGAUCUUCAUCAUUGUUGACAACAAUAACUACACAAAAAUCCAUUUCUAGAGGAAUAUCACCCCUUGCCUACGCAAUUUACAAAUUUUGUCCUUGUUGCCCCACGUUGUCUUAGCAGCUGCACAGAGUACACAGUAUAACUACUAGUGCAGCGAGAUAACUUCUUUGUGUGCUACAAGAAAUUUUUAUUGGAGAUGGUUGCACCUUAUGAUGUUGGAGACCCUGUUCGAUCUUUUGUCAAAGUACCAGGAAGUGGAACAAAUGUGGCUGCCAAGGCACUUGUCUGUGACCUGUCACAUGUGUCAACUGUAGCAGCAAUCGCUCCCAUACCUAUUCAGCCUAUUCAAGAACCUCAGCCAUCACCAGCAGCAGCUGCAACACAAGAUGUUCCAACGGAAAAUGUGAAACACCAGAAGACUAAAGUUCCUCCUGAAGGUACUCUAGCAGCAUCACUGAAAGAUGAGGACAACAAGAAAAUUGUUAAAACCAGGAAACGGUUACUUGAAGAUGCAGAUGGUAAACAUGGCGUACAAGAACCUCCCUCAAAGCGAGUAAGAGAAGUUCCUCGAAGUCUUAGUGUUAGCCAGGAUGUAAAGGAUGGAAGCGCCGACAGUGUUGGUACCAACACUGUUGGUAGUGGAAGUUCAUCAUCAUCCAUUGGAACACAAACUGAUUUCGUCAGUAUGGAGGCAAGGGAGACCAGUAUGCUAAGGGAGCAAAACAAACUACUUCAACGCCGAUUGGAUAUCUUCAAGGAAGUUUUUAGGUCCAAGAAACGGUUGGGUCAACUCAUUAGAGCCUUGGAAGUUGGGAAACCCAGUUAAAGCAUCUGCUAAAUUGAAUGUGAGUGAACCAUUCUAGUAUUUCAUGCAUAUUUGUGGUAGAAUAUGCAAGAUCUUUCCAGCCAGGCGAGUUUUUAACACAGCAACUUUAUUGAAUCAUUUAUUGUUGUAAUUGCAUCAAUAUUAAAGUUUGAAAAUGCUUGUACAAGGAAAUUUCAGUACUUGCAGUUUCAAAAAUUUGAAAUAGCUGUGUUAAAAACCAGAAAAGGCCAGGAUUGGGCAGAAAUAUAAAAAUGUUGCUCACCUGAAGCUAGAAUUUUCUGUUAUCAGAAUACAAGAGUAAUUAAAAUUAAUUUGUACAAAUUUGUAAAUUGGAAAUUUUGAGCCAAAACAGUUUUAUUGAAUUCUCUUUAGCUUUGGUUGUUUUGAAAGAAAAA